Messenger RNA from Perkinsus marinus ATCC 50983, 870 nucleotides. RefSeq lists its product as hypothetical. Gene Ontology annotation, molecular function: inositol-1,3,4-trisphosphate 5-kinase activity; magnesium ion binding; ATP binding. Lineage: Eukaryota; Perkinsozoa; Perkinsida; Perkinsidae. The transcript has 7 exons. Gene Ontology annotation, cellular component: cytoplasm. The record is from RefSeq and is a predicted model, not a curated record. Bases 1 to 870 code for a protein of 289 amino acids. Gene Ontology annotation, biological process: inositol trisphosphate metabolic process.
AUGGGAAUUCCAUCAGAUAAGGUACUCUUGCUCUUGAGCAAGAAGAAGUUGGACCGGAUGUGCCCCAUGGGAGUAUACGAUUCCACCGAUCAAUGCGAGUUCGUCUGUAUUGAUCCGACUUGUGACAUUCCCACACAAGUCGCUGGUUUCGAGACUACCACGAUACUCCACAAGAUCACCGACUGGGCAGAGUCGAAUCCCGAAGUGAUCGAGGCAGCUCGAGAACUGACCAACCCGACGCCUUGCUCGGUGGAUAGCCAGUUGGCAUGUACGGAUCGUUGGGAUCUGCAGCAAGCUUUUAUAGCGGCGGGAGUGAACGUACCGAGGAUGUAUCUCAUCGAGCCAAGUGCGAAUGAGAUGCCCCGGUUGAAUUACCCCCAAAUUUUGAAAACUCGUGUUGCUUGUGGUACUGUUGCAAGUCAUCAUAUGGCGGUCGUUUCUAGUGCUAAGGAGCUCGAAGAGUUCAGACGAGAGCAUCGUGAAGAUGCUGUCUGCGCUCAGGACUUCAUACCCCACGGUGGUAUAAUUUAUAAGGUAUUUGUUAUUGGUGGGGAAGUUCGAUUGGAUAUUCGCCCUAGUCUGGGUGAUGAUGCUGUCGGGAAGUCUUUUGAUUCGCAGAACAUGAAAGGGAUUGUAGUCCAGCAGAAACCUUCAGUGGAUCCCAGUGGCGUAGACAUUAACAAGGUUAAAGAUAUUGCGUUGAAGGUCGAUGGAAAACUCGGCCUGGGAUUGUUUGGUCUCGAUCUUAUAGUGGGCAGUCGUGACCAAAAAUAUUACGUGGUAGAUGUGAACUACUUCCCGACAUUCAAGGGUGUUGACGGACUGCCCAAACUAAUUCGUCAAUUGCUCUUGCAUCAGCAACAGCAGUAG